AUGGGUUCCCAAAUUGAUAUUUAUUUUUCGGAAAUAGAUGCUCUAAUUAAAUUUCAACUCGAAGAUAACGUUCAAAAUCAUUCCGAAAUUAAACGAAAAUUUAGAGGGGUACUAGGAUUAAUUAAUGAAAUAGAAGUUGAUGACGAGAAUCAAUAUGGAUUAUAUAAAUACGAAUAUCAUAAAACUUAUUAUAGUUAUUUAAAAGCGAAUGAUGAUAUGGAAGGUGCUAAUAAACAAAAAAUAUUAGCGGAAAGAUACGAAAAAUAUACAAAUACUCGUACCGAGGAAACUCAAUACGUAUUACAUCCGAGUGUGGAUUUUAUAGCGUCAAAUGACAUCAAUCAGGAUUGUAAUCUUAAAACAGAAAUUUUAGAAGAGUUAAAGCAGAUCAGCCCAAUUUUAGAAGAUGAAUUGGUUGAAAUUAAUAUAGUGGAUAAACUUACUAGUGAGAUACAACAGAUUUUUAAAAAACUUAGUGGGAUAACCAAGACCUUUGAAGGUUAUCAAGAAGCAAUAAAUUGCGAGUUCCAUAUGCAUAAGUUAGCAGAUAGGCUAAUUAAUGAAAAGUUAAUUAUUCUAAAAGCUAAUAACAAUAGUGAAGAAGAAAAUAAGUCUUCAAGAAUCGAAAACGUUAGCAUGGAAUUGAUAGAUCAUUUGAAAUGCUUAAAAUUACUCGCGCAUAAAGAUGCCUAUUCAAAAAGAAAAGAAUUUAUAUCAUUUUUAUCGAAUUCUUCAAAUAAAAUAGAAAUUUUAUUUAAAAAUGUUAUAAAUACAGAAGAGGAGAUUAAUAGACGUGCUAGAAUUCUUGGUUCAUGUUUUCAUCCAGAUAGAACCAAAAAUCCAAAAUGUCCAUAUGUGCUUCAUGAAAUAUAUAAAAGUCAAGGCGAUGAGUUAUUUAGACUUAUUUCAAAGUUCAAAGAACAUUUAUUAAAUGAGUUGAAAAAAACUUUAGAACUAAAAGACCAUGAAAAUUACGGAAAUGAGCUUUGGAAAAUUACUAUUGACUAUCAUAACGCAUCAAAGGAAACUGAAAGUAUUAAAGAAAGACGAUAUCAAAGAGCUCUCUUCUGA
This is a messenger RNA of Dentiscutata erythropus, 1071 nucleotides long. NCBI's taxonomy places the organism in Eukaryota, Fungi, Glomeromycota, Glomeromycetes, Diversisporales, Gigasporaceae. The record is from the annotation of a GenBank genome assembly.